AUGACAAGAAAAAGAAGGAACAACAGUCAUGCCAAAAAGGGCCGUGGUCAUGUGCAGCCUAUUCGCUGCACGAACUGCACCUGGUGUGUACCGAAGGAUAAGGCCAUUAAGAAAUUUGUCAUUUGGAACAUAGUGGAGGCCACCACCAUCAGGGACAUUUCCAAAGCAAGAAUCUUUGACAGUUAUGUGCUUCCCAGGCUGUAUGAGAAGCUGCAUUACUGUGUGAGUUGUGCCAUUCACGGCAAAGUGGUCAGAAAUCGAUCUCAUGAAACCUGUAAGGACCAAACUCCUCUACCCCGAUUUAGACCUUCUGGCACUGCCCCACGACCUCCACCAAAGCCCUUGUAA
Molecule: messenger RNA, 348 nt
Organism: Octodon degus (degu)
Lineage: Eukaryota; Metazoa; Chordata; Mammalia; Rodentia; Octodontidae
Product: putative 40S ribosomal protein S26-like 1
Exons: 1
Coding region: 1-348 (115 amino acids)
Biological process (GO): translation
Cellular component (GO): cytosolic small ribosomal subunit; ribosome
Molecular function (GO): mRNA binding; structural constituent of ribosome
Source: RefSeq, a predicted model, not a curated record